Molecule: messenger RNA, 192 nt
Organism: Gaeumannomyces tritici R3-111a-1
Lineage: Eukaryota; Fungi; Ascomycota; Sordariomycetes; Magnaporthales; Magnaporthaceae
Exons: 2
Coding region: 1-192 (63 amino acids)
Source: RefSeq, a predicted model, not a curated record
AUGAGUUAUGGCAUAAACAAUAUCCGCGAUUUCCUCAUUAACGCCAAUCCUGCCCUCAUGGCUCUGGCCAACAACGAGCACCUGCGCAACCACGCGCUUAGGCGCUUCGAUCGCGACCCUCCCCCUUACGAAUCCUCGACCGAGUCGGAAGAGGCAGACCAAGAAGCCACUCUAAAACAGCGCGUCGGGUGA